This is a messenger RNA of Leptidea sinapis, 4427 nucleotides long. It is a transcript of the gene mle, whose product is annotated as dosage compensation regulator. Gene Ontology annotation, biological process: regulation of mRNA processing; positive regulation of transcription by RNA polymerase II. Bases 239 to 4333 code for a protein of 1364 amino acids. The record is from RefSeq and is a predicted model, not a curated record. Lineage: Eukaryota; Metazoa; Arthropoda; Insecta; Lepidoptera; Pieridae. The transcript is spliced from 23 exons. Gene Ontology annotation, cellular component: nucleolus; intracellular anatomical structure; ribonucleoprotein complex. Gene Ontology annotation, molecular function: double-stranded RNA binding; 3'-5' DNA helicase activity; ATP binding.
CUAAAAACGUCACUUUAAGGCGUCUGUUCCACUGUAGGUAUUCAAUUUUAGAAGUGUGAAGAAAUUAGGAAAUGAAAUCUGCAUCUUAAAAUUAUGUUAAUUGUUACUUUACUUUAUCUAUAAUAUUAACUUGCAUAUAAAAGCUACAAAUUUCCCAUCAUCAAAGUGUUAUUUGUAAAUUGUAUCGACGCCUAACGCCGGCGAGCUAAUCUUGGCGAGCCUCUAAAUUGUUUCCACGAUGGAUAUAAAAUCUUUCCUAUUUUCCUGGGCUUCUAAGAAAGGAUUAACACCACUUUUUGACAUAAGAGGAACUGGACCUAAACAUCGUCAGAGAUUUCUGUGUGAAGUCCGUGUUGAGGGAUAUUCCUAUGUUGGUGCUGGUAAUUCGGUUACUAAAAAAGAAGCCCAAAAGAACGCAUCAAGAGACUUUGUGAGCUUUCUGGUGAGGUCAAAUGAAUUGGCUGCUUCAGAGGUGCCUGAUGAUAUACAGGUUAAACAAGAUGAUACAGCUUCUGUGGCUGGUGAUGCUGCAGAAGGAAAUCAAACAGCUAAACCAGUGUUUCAGGGGGGAAUGGGUCCGGAAAGUAUGGGUCAAGCAUAUCAAGCUUAUGGAGGCAACUCACAGAAUUUUACAUACAUUGAUCGGAUGCAACAACAAAAGAACGUUGAAGAGGCAGAGGAUUUGGAUGUGAACGCAAGCCUCCAUGGUAAUUGGACAAUGGAGAAUGCAAAAUCGAAACUGCAUCAGUUUAUGCAAGUUAAUAAAAUUAAUGCCGACUAUGUUUAUAAAGCAGUAGGACCAGAUCACACAAGGAGCUUUUGCUGCGAAAUGACGAUAUUUGUGCGUCAAUUAGGACGCAACGUGACCGGGCGUGAGACCGCAUCGAACAAGCAGACCGCGAGCAAAUCUUGCGCGCUGUCGCUAGUGAGGCAGCUGUACCAUCUCGGUGUGAUUGAGGCCUUCAGCGGUUCCCUCAAGAAGGACAGAUCAACCGAAGGAGUAAUGAAACCUUACGCGGUGGCUAUUGACCCCGAACUGGAGCACCAGAUCGACCUAACUUUAAAAGAGUUGGAAAUAGAGCCUGUUAAUGUUGACGUCCAGCAUGACAAAACUGAUGGUAUUACUAUAAUGCAAAUGGACAGAAUGAAAGCUAUGAUCGAUGCCAAGUCCACACCAUCUGGAGUGGUAUCCUGGUCUCCUCCGCAGGCUAAUUGGAAUGCUUGGACUGGCUGUAAUAUUGAUGAGGGGCCCCUAGCUUCCACGAGCUUAGACGAGAUCAGCACGGACUUGGAGAAGCACCAUCGCGACAUGUGUCAGAACAGUACACUUUACCAAGAGAGUAUGCGGGAAAGGGAGCAGCUUCCAGUGCACGCAAUGCGCUCUCAGAUCAUGGAAGCCAUCAACGACAACCCCGUUAUCAUCAUACGAGGAAAUACAGGCUGCGGUAAGACUACGCAGGUGUGUCAGUUCAUCUUGGACGACUACAUAGCGAGCGGGCAAGGUGCUUGGGCCAACGUGUGCGUGACGCAGCCCCGGAGGAUAUCGGCCAUCAGCGUGGCGGAGCGCGUGGCAUCCGAGAGGUGCGAGGAACUUGGAAACAGUGUGGGUUACUCGGUGAGGUUCGAGUCAGUGCUGCCGCGACCGUACGGUUCGAUAUUGUUCUGUACGGUCGGAGUGCUGCUGAGGAAACUGGAAGGAGGAUUGCGGGGUGUAAGCCACGUUCUGGUAGACGAGGUGCACGAGAGAGAUGCUGACACGGACUUCGCGCUGAUCCUACUAAGAGACAUGGCGCACACAUACCCCGACCUGAGGAUCAUUCUGAUGUCCGCCACCGUCGAUACCACGCUCUUCUCGCAGUACUUCGGCAACUGUCCUGUUAUCGAAGUCCCAGGACGAACAUACCCCGUGCAGCAAUAUUUCCUUGAAGAUUGUGUUGAGCUGACGCAUUUCGUGCCUCCACCAGAUACGAGAAAACGUAAACACACCGGCAGGAAGGCAAGCAAGAACGAAGAUGAUGAUGAUGAUGAUGAAGGUCUUGGUGAAGACGAGGAAGAAGACUUGAACAAGAACUGCAACCUCGGGCAGGAAUACUCGCAGGGGACUAUCGACACUAUGGCCAAGCUGUCUGAGAAAGAUCUAAGCUUCGAGCUGAUUGAAGCAAUACUAAUGUACAUCCAUAACCUCAAAGAAGAGGGGGCAAUCCUUGUGUUCCUACCUGGUUGGAACCUCAUCUUUGCCCUGAUGAAGCACCUCAACCAGCAUCCGGAGUUUGGCAACAGCGGCAAGUACGUGAUUCUGCCGCUGCACAGUCAAAUACCGAGGGAGGACCAGAAGAAAGUUUUUAUUACCCCACAACCUGGUCUCACGAAGGUGAUCCUAUCAACGAACAUCGCGGAGACAUCCAUCACCAUCAACGACGUGGUGUACGUGAUCGACUCGUGCAAAGCCAAAGUCAAGUUAUUCACGUCGCACAACAACAUGACCUCGUACGCCACCGUGUGGGCUAGCAGGACCAACUUGGAGCAGCGCAAGGGUCGUGCGGGCAGAGUGCGGCCGGGCGUGUGCUUCACUCUGUGCUCCCGCACUCGCUUCGACCGUCUGGACGAGCACCAGACCGCCGAGAUGUUCCGCACGCCACUGCACGAACUGGCACUGAGUAUUAAACUUCUUCGCCUGGGCAACAUAGGCCACUUCCUUUCCAAAGCGCCCGAGCCUCCACCGCUCGACGCUGUGAUUGAGGCUGAGGCUCUGCUCAGGGAACUUGGCUGUUUAGACAAUAAAGACGCACUUACCCCACUCGGCACUAUUCUAGCCAAGUUACCCAUUGAACCUCGCCUGGGCAAGAUGAUGGUGCUGGGCUUCGUGUUGGGCGUGGGUGACGCUCUCACCACGAUGGCUGCCAACUCCACCACCUUCCCGGAGAUAUUCGUCGUGGAAGGACGGAGACGCGUUGCGCCGCACCAGCGAGCUCUGGCCGGCGACAGGGCCUCGGACCACGUGGCUAUGUUGAACGCAUUUCAGUUAUGGGAGAGAGAGAAGAACAAAGGAGAAGAGGCUGAGAUCCAGUGGUGCGACUGGAAGGGAGUGCAGCAGACCACACUUAGGGUCACCUGUGAGGCCAAAAAUCAACUCAUUAAUAUUCUGACCACCUCAGUGGGAUUCCCUGAGGCUUGUUGCAUACCCCAACGCUGGAACCCUAAUGUACAAGACCCGGAGUUGGAUGUAGUAAUAGCAUUACUCUGCAUGGGACUGUACCCAAAUGUGUGUGUGCAUCAGGGAAAGAGAAAGGUGUUGACGACGGAAGGCAAGCCCGCGCUGAUCCACAAGACGUCGGUGAACUGCAGCAACAUGGAGCAGCGGUUCCCGUCACCGCUGUUCGUGUUCGGAGAGAAGGUGCGCACGCGCGCCAUCAGCUGCAAGCAGACCACCAUGGUGGCUCCACUGCAUCUGCUGCUGUUCGGCUGCAGGAAGAUCGAGUGGGUCGACAACGUGGUACGUCUCGACAAUUGGCUCAACUUCGACAUGUCGCCACGAAGCGCCAGCCUGGUUGCGGCGCUCCGGCCCGCCAUUGAGCAGAUCGUUGAGCGAGCCGCGGCCAAUCCGGACGCAGCAUUAGACUUGACGCCAGUCGAGCAGAGGGUGGUUAAAUGUGUGAAAGCAUUGUGUGAAUUCGAUGCGGGCGACUAUAAUAUAAGACGCGCUGCGUCUAUGUCAGCGUUUAAAGCCGACCGAGGGGGCCCCUCCGGCCCUAAGAGUCUCAGAGGAUGGAGCACUAACGGCCCUCGUGCUGGCUUCAGCAACCAAGGAAACUUUGGUGGCGGCAUGGGCAGUCAAAACAUGGAUGGAGGCUUUGGUAAUCGCGGCGGCGGCUUUGGCAGUCGAGGUGGUGGAUUUGGCAAUCGUGGGGGUGGCUUUGGCAACCGUGGUGGCGGUUUUGGAAACCGGGAUGGUGGGUUCGGCAACCGGGGUGGCGGCUUCGGCAACCAGGGUGGCGGCUUCGGCAACCAGGGUGGUGGCUUCGGCAACCAGGGUCGUGGCUUCGGCAAUCAGCGCGGCGGCUUCGGUUAUCAAGGCGGUUCCUUUGGCAACCAGGAUAAUGGCUAUAAUGCGCAAGGUGGAGGAUAUGGAAAUCAAAGUGAUAGCUUUGGAGAUCGAAAUGGUGGGUUUGGAGACCAGGGGGGAGGCUUUGGUGAUUCCGAUAACCAAGGAUUUCGUGGUGGUUUCGGUGCCCAACGUGGUCGUCCCGGUGCCACGCGUGGUUCUACCUGGGGAAAAUUUGGAGGCUCCCAAAACUCACGUAGUUGGGGAGGUGGUUGGGGAGAUUAUGAUUAAUUCAUUCCAGUAGUAUUUGACCCUAUUUGUAAUAAAUUUGAGUGACUAGUUUAUAUAGUAAUUAUAAGUUAAUAAAUACAAAUUUCCUGAAAAA